ACGUUAAAUUAGAUUUGUUUUUUGUUUUAGAUAAAAAAUGGAUGCUGGUAAUAAAGAUGAACGGCCUCCAAAUCCACGAGCCACAGCAAACAUCUUUGAAAUCUUUACGUUUAGUUGGAUUUUUGACCUUUUCAAAGUUGGACGAAAGAGGAAUUUAGAAUUCAAUGAUUUAUAUGUACCUCUAAAUAAUGACAGAUCAUCGUUAUUGGGAAUCGAAUUACAGAAGAGGUGGGAAAUCGAAACGGUUAAUGCAAACAAGAAAAAUGGAGACCCUAGUUUGCUAAGGGUAUUAGUUCGAAUGUUUGGUGUUAAGCUUAUGUUAUAUGGAUUAAUACAAGCAUUUGUUGAAAUUGUGUUGAGAAUGACUCAACCCAUACUAAUUGGUGGAUUAUUAGAAUAUUUCAACCCCGAUAAAUCCAACCCCAAGGACUUGAAUCGUGCAUACUGUUAUGCCUCAGGUCUAUUAUUAAACAUGUUGGCUAAUAUAUUAUUGUUUCAUUAUUCACAAAUGCAAACGGGACAACUAGGAAUGAAGCUUCGAGUGGCCUGCUGUUCAGCAAUAUAUAAAAAGGCAUUACGAUUAAGUAAAACAUCUUUAGGUGAAACCACAGUCGGCCAAGUGGUUAACUUGUUGUCAAAUGAUGUAAAUCGGUUCGAUAUAGCAUUCAUAUUUAUUCACUUUUUAUGGAUCGGCCCCCUGCAAUCAAUUGUGGUCACAUAUUUUUUGUGGCAAGAACUUGGCGUAUCAUCUUUAGUUGGAGUGUCUAUAUUUCUUUUCUUUAUUCCACUACAAGGAUGGUUGGGAAAGAAAACUUCUGUAUAUCGGUCGAAAACAGCGCCUAGGACCGAUGAAAGAGUAAGGUUGAUGAACGAAAUAAUAUCAGGCAUACAAGUGAUAAAGAUGUACACUUGGGAGAAACCCUUUGCGGUGCUUGUACAUUUUGCAAGGAAGCUGGAACUUGAACAGAUCAGAGGGGUCUUAUACAUCAGAGUGUUUUUGCAAUCAUUUGUAAUAUUUCAUCUGAGAUUUGCGUUGUUCAUAAGUAUUUUAUCAUACAUAUUAUUAGGAAACUACAUAAAUACUCAAAAAGUUUUUGUUAUACUUUCGUACUUAAGGAUAUUGACAACAAUGACAGUAUUUUUCCCCCAAGGUAUUUUAACGUUAGCUGAGAUGCUAAUAUCCAUUAAACGCAUUCAGACAUUUCUACUACAAGACGAAAAGCACAAACAUGAUAAACCAUCGAUAUUAAAACCAGAAGCUACAUCGAAAAGUAGCAUUGAAAUGUUGAAUUUUAAUAGUGACCAUUUUGCAACAAAUAGAAACAUCAAUGAGGAAGAUGUGGGCCAAUUGAGUGAUUUUGGAAUCGACAUUUUAAACGCCUCGGCUAAAUGGUUACCUAAUCAACCCGAUUACUCUUUAAAUAACAUUAAUUUAACCGUUAGACCUGGGCGGUUGGUUGCAAUCAUUGGGCCUGUAGGAGCUGGAAAAAGUUCAUUGAUUCAUGCGAUUUUACGAGAAUUGCCACUUUGCGAAGGAAGUAUUUCCGUGCGUGGCACAGUAUCUUACGCAUCUCAAGAACCGUGGUUGUUUAACGGUUCAGUUCAACAAAAUAUACUUUUUGGUUCGCCAAUGGAUCAUAAUCGCUACAAAGAAGUUAUAAAAGUAUGCGCAUUGAAAACCGAUUUUAAACAACUUCCUUAUGGUGACAAAUCUUUAGUAGGAGAAAGAGGAGUCUCUUUAAGCGGUGGUCAACGAGCGAGAGUAAAUCUAGCAAGAGCUAUAUAUAAACAAGCCGAUAUUUAUUUAUUGGACGACCCUUUGUCAGCUGUUGACACACACGUUGGAAAACAUUUAUUUGAAAAAUGUAUUAAGGGUUACCUCAAAAAUAAAACGUGUAUUCUUAUUACUCACCAAAUACAAUACUUGUCAAGUGUUGAUCAAAUUGUUUUGAUGGAAAAUGCAAAUAUAUUAGCCGAGGGUUCGUAUCAGGACCUUCAAUCUUCUGGCUUAGACUUUACAAAAUUAUUUAAAUCAUCGGAGGAAACAACCACCGAUACUGAGAUAGAUAGCAACAAUGCAACUAAUAAAAGUUUGGAACAACCAUCUGGUUUAUCUCGACAAGAGUCACUUAAAAGUAUUUCGUCGUCUAUUGAUGAAAAUAAAUUAAACGAAACUCAAGUAGCACCCAUUGAAGUGGCUGAAAUUCGGUCUUCCGCAGUAGUUUCACGUAGUAUUUACUCGUCUUAUAUUUCUGCCGGAGGAAAUACUUUUAAAAUAUCAUUUUUAUUAUUCAUAUGUAUUUUCACUCAAAUUCUUGGUACUGGGGGAGAUUAUUGGAUAAGUUAUUGGGUUAACCUAGAAGAUCACGUUUUUCAUAAUGCGGAGAGUAAAUCUACGAAUAUUAGUAAUUUUAUGACUUACGUGGAAUCUGAUACAUCGUGGGUAAUAUCUCACCAGUUAUGUGUUAUAAUAUACUCUGUCAUAAACGUAGCUAUGUUAAUAGUUGUUUUAAUAAGAUGUGCUACAUUCGUAUCAGUUUUUAUAGGCGCAUCUAUGAAUUUACACACCAGUAUGUUCAACGCUAUAACCAGAGCCACAAUGUAUUUUUUUAAUACAAAUUCGUCCGGACGGAUUCUGAACCGUUUCACUAAAGACAUUGGUGCUAUUGAUGAAAUGAUAACAGUUCCUUCAUUGGAUUUUAUAUAUAAUACAUCGUCACUUAUUGGAAUUAUAAUUGUGGUUGGAAUAGUUAAUGUUUACCUUCUUAUACCCACAUUCUUCAUUGGAGUAUUGUUUUAUUACACAGUAAUCUAUUAUUUAUCUACAUCUCGUAGUAUCAAACGUUUGGAAGGAGCCUCACGAAGUCCCGUAUUAGGAUAUUUGAACGCGUCACUUCAAGGUUUAUCAACAAUAAGAGCAUUUGAAGCCGAGGAAGUUUUAUCUAGAGAAUUCGAUGACCAUCAAGACUUACAUACUUCGGCUUGGUAUAUUUUUAUUUCGUCCACCGAAGCUUUAGGUUUUGCGUUGGAUAUGAUCUGUCUUACAUAUAUUAGUAUCUUAACAUUAAGUUUCUUAGUUGUCAAAAAUGAUACUUUUGGGGGAGAUGUUGGACUAGUUAUAACUCAAACGAUGAGUUUAACAGGUUCACUUCAAUGGGGAAUUAGACAAUUUGCUCAAUUAGAUAAUCAGAUGACAUCUGUUGAAAGAGUACUUGAGUAUACAAAUGUUCCACAGGAAGCUGCACUUGAAUCUGCACAAGAUAAGAAACCACCAAAAGAAUGGCCAGAUAAAGGUCAAAUUGUGUUUGAGAAUUUUUAUCUACGUUAUAGCUUAGAUGGGGAUCAUGUUUUAAAAAAUCUCAAUAUUCUAAUACAGCCAAUGGAAAAAAUAGGAAUUGUUGGUCGAACUGGUGCAGGUAAAUCAUCGUUGAUAGGAGCGUUAUUUAGACUUGCUAUCAAUGAGGGAAAAAUUACCAUCGACGGUAAAGAAAUACACGAAUUAGGAUUACAUGAUUUACGUUCCAAAAUUUCAAUAAUUCCUCAAGAACCAGUUUUGUUUUCGGGAUCAAUGCGAAAAAACCUAGACCCUUUGGACGAAUACCCAGACCAUGCUCUUUGGAAUGCUUUAGAAGAAGUGGAACUUAAAACCGUCGUUGAGGAUUUACCCGACGGUCUGAACUCAAAAAUGUCUGAAGGCGGCUCUAAUUUCAGCGUUGGUCAAAGGCAAUUAGUGUGUUUGGCUAGAGCAAUUGUGCGUAGUAAUAAGCUUCUCGUGCUGGAUGAAGCUACUGCCAAUGUCGAUUCACAGACCGAUGCAUUGAUUCAAAAUACGAUUAGAAAUAAAUUUCGGUCGUGUACAGUGUUAACGAUCGCUCACCGUUUGAACACAGUUAUGGAUUCUGACAGGGUGCUUGUUAUGGACGCUGGAACAAUGGUCGAAUUCGACCACCCUUAUAACUUGUUGAAAAAUAAAGAUGGAUUUUUGUACAAGAUGGUAGAACAAACUGGAUCCGAAUCGUCUGAACUGUUACAUAAUUUAGCAGUUGAGAGCUUUAUGAACAUUGCCCACGAACACAUCGAAUCGACCACAUGAGUCAUUGAUGCUAAAGUUCAGAUGAUUUUAUACAAAAAUCACAUUAAUGACUGUCAGUUAUAUAAUUAAUUAUUGUUUCAUAUUUACUAGAUACAUUUACGGCAUCACUGACUGUUUGUUCAUACCUGACAAGACAAUAUAUUAAACUAUUUAUUUAUUUUAGUGUCUUAAUAAUACAUUUUUUUUAAACUGAAUAUGAUGUAUAGUUACUAAAAUAAAAUUGUAUUAUGAACAUCUCUGCAUAUUCUAUUCCUAUGGCUUGUUUUAAUAAUAUACGAGAUAUAUAUUAUAA
Molecule: messenger RNA, 4385 nt
Organism: Acyrthosiphon pisum (pea aphid)
Lineage: Eukaryota; Metazoa; Arthropoda; Insecta; Hemiptera; Aphididae
Product: putative multidrug resistance-associated protein lethal(2)03659
Exons: 25
Coding region: 38-4093 (1351 amino acids)
Biological process (GO): transmembrane transport
Cellular component (GO): membrane
Molecular function (GO): ABC-type transporter activity; ATP hydrolysis activity; ATP binding
Source: RefSeq, a predicted model, not a curated record